Bathycoccus prasinos is the source of this 357-nucleotide messenger RNA. The record is from the annotation of a RefSeq genome assembly. Lineage: Eukaryota; Viridiplantae; Chlorophyta; Mamiellophyceae; Mamiellales; Bathycoccaceae.
AUGAUUCAACCACAAACGUAUCUUCAGGUUGCUGAUAAUAGUGGCGCACGUAAAUUAAUGUGUAUCCACGUUUUAAAUCGGCAGUAUGGGAACAUCGGUGAUGUAAUUAUUGCCGUUGUAAAAGAUGCCUUACCGAAUAUGCCGGUUAAAAAAGCUGAAGUUGUUCGUGCGGUUGUCGUACGUACAGCACAUACAGUUCAACGUGAUAACGGUAUGUCGAUUCGUUUUGAUGAGAAUGCUGCUGUCCUUAUUAAUAAAGAUGGUAACCCUCGUGGGACACGUGUCUUUGGACCGAUUGCACGUGAAUUACGUGAUCGUGACUUUAUGAAGAUCGUCUCACUUGCACCAGAAGUUCUU